This is a messenger RNA of Haplochromis burtoni (Burton's mouthbrooder), 3445 nucleotides long. It is a transcript of the gene sack1fb, whose product is annotated as family with sequence similarity 83 member Fb. The record is from RefSeq and is a predicted model, not a curated record. The transcript has 5 exons. Bases 157 to 1689 code for a protein of 510 amino acids. NCBI's taxonomy places the organism in Eukaryota, Metazoa, Chordata, Actinopteri, Cichliformes, Cichlidae.
CCAAAGUCUCGGCUCAAUCUCGGUGAGAAUUCCGGUCAGGUGAGAAAAGUUUCCCAGUUUUAUUGUAGUCUACCUGUAUGUAGGUGUCACUCAGCAAACCCUGCUCGGGGUUAAGAAAGUUUCUGACCUUUAUUGGUGCUAACCGCGAAAGCCACCAUGGCCGAAUCCCAGCUCACGGUUAUGGAGGACGGGCGCAUAGGAGUCAAAGUCCCGGAGACCAAGCCGGAGUUUUACUAUAGUGAAGAGCAGCGAACCGCUGUAGAACUGCUGCUGAAGGAGGGCGAUGGCGCCUUCAAAACAAGACUUAAAGAGGACAAUACGAAGGACUUUCUGUCUGCCAGGGAAGUCAAGCUAUUAACGAACACUUUCAGACCGUACGACUCAGGGGAUGACAGCAAGGCAUCCACCUCCGGGUCGGAGCAGGGCGCCACCGGCACCGAUGCGGAUUCAGGGGUCCACUCCACCUAUUGGCCCCAGAUGUCGGACACAGAGGUGCCGCCGCUGGAUAUCGGGUGGCCCAGCGGGGCUUAUUUCAAAGGGGUGACCCGGGUUUCCGUGCACACACACCCGCCCAAAGACAACGGACCGCACAUUAAGGAGGUGGUGCGACGGCUCAUCCAAGAGGCUAGCAAGGUGAUCGCCAUAGUAAUGGACAUCCUCACAGACAUCCACAUCCUACAGGACCUGAUGGAUGCAGCGUCACGUCGCAUGGUGCCUGUUUACAUUUUGUUGGAUGAGCAAGGUGUGCCGCACUUCUUGGACAUGUGCUCCAGGCUGCAGAUUGGCUCACAACACCUUCGGAACAUCAGAGCCAGAACGCUUCAGGGAACUGGUUUCAAUUUGUCGUUUGGUAGGCUGCCUGGUUCACUCUGUAAUAAAUACAUGCUGGUAGAUGGGGAGAAAGUUGUGUUCGGUUCCUACAGCUUCUCCUGGUGCACGUCUCGCAUGGACCGAAACAUGAUCACUGUGAUGACGGGACAGCCAGUCGACUUCUUUGACCGGGACUUCCGUGAGCUGUAUGCCAUCUCUGAGAAAAUGAACCUCUACAAAGAGUUUCAUGUCAGCCCUCCUGCUGCCCAGGUGGCCUCCACUGUUCGCUCUAAACCGAGUACCAAACGCCCGCCAUUAGCAGCAACCACAUCCCGCUUCCAGGUUAGCUUAGGGGAUUCACGGAAUAAUGAAAUCCAGGUCCCAGCACACAAAUAUUACAACCCUAAAUACGCACUAGCGUUUGGGGAUACUCCCCGUCCAACAGGAUCUCUGCGCGAACCCAAGAGGGGUUCAGGUCUGGCUGAGGUUCCCGAGGAGGCAGAUUCGGGGAGCCCACGGUUGGCCAGCAGCGAGAAGAUGGAUCGAUUGAGUCCGCUGCCGGCAGAAUCCUCAGGCGAAAGCUUCAAGAGGACAAAUGGAGUCAAGUCAGACAUAAAAAGCCGUCCCACACUAAGGCAGAGACUUUUUAAGAGGAAAUCCCAGAAUAAACUUCCUGUUAACACAGAACCUGUACCCCCAGAAACUAAACAGGAUGAGGAGAAUGAGGAUAACUGCGAAGCGGUUGUGUUAUCUCCAUCCAAAGUUAGUAAGAAGCCGUCUAGACUGGGACGGAAGUCAAUGUCUCAGCAAACUGUCAAUGCCUCACAUGACAAUAUGAGUUUAAAAAGUCAACAUAAAGGAAGGUGUAAAGUGAGCUGAAGCUGCCCAUCUCCACAGAAGACAAAAUGACUUUAGUCACAUGAACAUUAACAUCACGUUUGAUUGUGCUGAAGAAUUUUACCCAGCGUCUCACAGAGAGACAAGAUAAAAUCAUUUUGUUGUUUGGUGCCAAAUGUACAAUAAAUGCGUUUUAAGUUUUAUAUGAUAUGUUAGAAUGCAGAUUGGGUUAAUAAGAGAUUUCGUUAUGAGCACUUUCAUCGUGUUUUGCUUUGAACACUGUUAGCUUCCAGGUUCUUCUCUUCUGGACACUGAAUGUACAGUUUUAAGGUGGAUCAACAUGAGAAGCCUGUCUGUCAAAGAGUGAAAGAAAUCAUCUAAGUUGUCAAAAGUUGUCUUUACAUUCCAAAUGUAACACAGCGGGAAAUUUAAAUCCCACCAGAUGUGGGGCUAUUUGUCACUCUUAACCACACACAUUCACCUCAGCCAUGCACUACGAAGCGAGUUUAACCCAUUUAGCAUAACCAUGGUGUCUUUCUAUUACAUCCACUUACCCUUAACUCGGUAACCAAGAUAUGCUUUCACAUGAACGUUUGCAUGAAGGCGUUGGUGCUGACAGCAUCUCACCAAUCAGAUGGAUAAGUAAUGGCAACACAGUUAAGCACACAUGAUAGAGGCUCAAAGCAGCACAUGAUCACACAGCUGCUACAGAAAAAGCAGCAGUGUGAUCAUGUGUUAAAUGAAAAGCUGUGUGCAGUAGUUCAGUAUUAAAUGUUCUGUAUGGACGUUUGUGUGCUUGAAAUAGAUCAGUGUGAGUGGAAGAGAGCUGCAGUAUUAAUAAAGUUUAGCCUGUUUGAAUCAAGGAAGGAAAACUGGCACCAGUGUGAGUUAACAUACAAGUAUCACAGCUCUCAUUAGGUUAGUCUGAAUAAAUAAAUAUAAAAUCAGAAGUCAAACUCAGACUUUGACUACAUGCAGCGUCCACUACAAAUAGGUAGCACAGUAAAAUAGUUGUGAAAAUGUUUGCAGCCAACAAAAAACAAUCAAAACCCCCCCAAGGAAUAAAGUUUUGUUUAAUAAUCUAUAUUUCUUACUGCGUUUUGGGGAAACUGAAAAACUUCAGACACUCCUACAGUCCAUGCACAGACGCUCCACAGGAUCUUCCAGGAAUGGAUAUGGAAUAAAUUGGUCAGAAAGCGGUGAUUUCAUAGCUGUAAUAAGCUCUAAUCCAGCUGCAAGUUAGGUUAGGUUACUAUGGCAGUAUACCCCAAUAAGAAGAGAAGCGUUUUCAUAGUACAGAAAACCCAGGAUGGACACUGAACCUAUGAAAUCCUGCUUCACAAUGCAGGCCACGGUUCAGAUUGAUAGCCACUCAUGGUCAGCCCAAAGCAGGAUAUUAUUAGACAGUGAAUGAGUUUAGGCCCGGAUUACAGUUUAAAUAUUAUACUACUUACAUACUUUUUGUUUCAUGUUGCAACUCUAUAAUAAAUAUUGCCUUUUAUUCAGUUCUAGAAGUGAGGAAAUUGUCAUGUAAAAACAAAUUGCAGCAAUACAGAAAAAGCAUAAAAAUGUUCAUAAGUAAAAGUCUCUGAACAGGCAUAAAUUUGAGUGCAGCUCCCUCUAGUGGUGAUGCGCAGGUACUAGUCUAUAAUUUGUCCUUUCAAAGUCUCAACCGUGAAAUAAUUGCCAGAAAAUUGUUUUUUAGUUUUUUGCAAAUGCAGAAAAAUGAGUGUUUAUUGAGCCUUUUGAAAAAAAUAAAAACAUUUCCAUACAAUAUUUUUGCUACAUCUGCAAUUUA